This is a messenger RNA of Rotaria socialis, 1794 nucleotides long. The record is from the annotation of a GenBank genome assembly. NCBI's taxonomy places the organism in Eukaryota, Metazoa, Rotifera, Eurotatoria, Philodinida, Philodinidae.
AUGGUUGUAGAUAUGUUCGAUCUGAUAGUUUUUCUUUGCCUAUUCCAUGUGAUUCAUGCUAACGUUGAAACUUUGCAAUUCGAAAGUGCUUGUGUGAAAGAAUCGACUGUUGUUCAAUUGCGUCUUCGUUGUUCAUUAUAUGAACAUAUCGAAAUAAUUCGUGUUAUAUAUGGUUAUUCAAAACAACGACUAACAAAUCAAUGUCAAUUUAGUAUCUAUGAUUGUAUACAAGAAGGUGCAAGUGAAAAUAUUCUCUCAUGUAACGGUAAACAAACAUGUGCGAUUGAUUUAACUAAAACUGAAAUGUUUUCAACAACAAUAACAACAAAAGGUGUGCCAACUUGUUCGGAUUUUAAUUAUGUACAAGUUAAUUUCGGUUGUGUACUCGAUGCAAAAGAUAUUUGCGAUAGUUGGAAAGAUGAAGCAGCCAUUAUUCAUUUGAGCCAUACGAAUUCAAAAGAAAAACAACAUAAUGAAUGUCAAUGUAAAGUACGUUCAUCGUUAUCCAGCGGACAAGUUUUACUUCGUGCAAGAGAAAUCAAUCGACAAUUUGGAAAUCUAAAAGAUUUAAGACCUUCAAAAGAUUCAAAUACUAACUGUAAAACGACCACUUAUUUAGAAAUUUCUACCGAUCGAUCGGAACGAAAAUGUAUGGACAAUUUACCGUCAAAUGGUAAUGCACUAUUCGGCUCUGGCUCACAUAAUUUUACGUUGAAUUACAUUCGAAAUGAUCCGUCGUCAGAACUCUUCUUCUACUUUGAACUAACAGCAAGUCCUAUAAAAAGCGAUCAUUAUGUGCAAAUUAUUUGUAAUUGGGCUAGGCGUACAACAACAGUACGUACAACAUUAGCAAGGGCACGUAAACGUAAAUUAACUACGAUUAAUAUGUCAUAUGGACUAAAACUGAGUCGUCUUGAUCUUAUUCGACAUCCGCCAACAUCAAACGAUAAUCUUGAAGUAGAUGAAGAUGCUAGUAUUUCAUCGGCGGUUGAUGUCGAUGAAACAGAAGCUACUACAGUAAUUAGUGAACCAGAAAGUGAUGAAGACGAAGAAACAGAUACGGCAAAGAAUCAUAAAAUAAAGCCAUUGAAAUCAAAGAAAAAAGGAAAAGCUGAAUCAUCUAAAGCAAUCUCAAUUGAAACAACAACUACAGACACACUAUCCGUGGUUAAUGAUGAGCAAUGGUUACCUCUAUUAUCGGCAGAUUCAUUUGAUUCUCUAUCAGCUUCGGAACAAUUCUUUCCUUUUAAUAAUGAUUCGUUCAUGAAUUCAGCACAAGCUUCGAUUGUACCUGUAGAACAACAAUCUCGAAUGAAAUUAUCAAAAGCUAAAGUUUUUAUGAUGUCUUCUCUUCUAGUUUCUAUUACAACUUUUAUUCUUUGCAUUUAUUGUGUCAAAGUUACCCAAUGUGGCUGUAUUCAACGUUUAAAAAUAAAUUUCACUAUCGCAUUACUGUUUUGCUGUGAAGCUGGUAAAUUAUUAUUUUCUUCUUCAAAUAAAACAAAUUCAAAUACGCCCACUAGUACGAUUGACCGUUAUCCUCAUCAUAAUCGCCAUCGCCGAUCGCCAUCAUUACCAGCUGAUGACUAUCGAUCAGCGGAUUAUUAUAUGAAUCAUACAGUAAAUAAUUUUCAUACAAUGCAAAGUAUUUAUGAUUAUGAUGGUGGCGGUGGUGGUGGUGAAAAAUCAGUGUACAAUAUUGAUAAUUAUACUGAAGAUAAUUAUGGUAAUCAACCACCACGAUCUAUGUAUACAACUCAAUAUGAUCGUUAUAGUGCAGUCGAUACUUGUUGA